This is a messenger RNA of Prorocentrum cordatum, 720 nucleotides long. The record is from the annotation of a GenBank genome assembly. NCBI's taxonomy places the organism in Eukaryota, Dinophyceae, Prorocentrales, Prorocentraceae.
CAAGGCAAGAAGCAGGAGCCAGACGACGACGAUGACGAGAACGGUGACGACGUGGACGAAGACGCCGAGAACGAAGGCGCCGAGGACCAAGCCGACUGGGACGGCAACGGCCGGCGGCCUCUUGGCGGAGCCGGUCGUAUCCGAUCAAAUUCGAAGCGCCCCGUGGCGCCAGGCAAGCGCGGGAGGGCCAGCAGGCGAGACGACCCGCGGUCAGCGCUCCUCUCCUCGCUGUCCUGCUCCUGGGUGCCCCUCCUCCUCCGAGAAGCUUGCCCGCAGGAAAGAUUGCCUGGAUGCGUCCACUCGCAAGCAUCGCGGCGGCCUGGCGCAGCCUGGCACACGAAGCCAGGCGGGGAGGAUGGAGAAGAGGAUGAGGAUGGAAUUCACUGGGGAGGGAGGAGGGAUAACGAGCACAGGAAGGGAGGAAUCUGUCAUUGGAUGCCUGCCACAGUAUGGCACUGGCAUGAAACAUUGGCCGAAUGCAGAUGCAUCUGGGCUUCGAUCUGCCGCACGGCUGAGAGAUCUAUGCAACGAGGCGCAGCGCACCGCAACGCCCUCCCCUGGCCCGAAAAUUUCACCACAUGUACGUCUCAGCCGCACUCAGAGUCAAGAUAAUGGCGGAGCAGAACAGAAACGCCCCGCUGUCGCCACGAGCAGAUACGUCACACGAUAGCUCACAGCAGAAGAUGUCCCCAGUCGUAAAAGAUGUCACAAGACAGGUAG